Molecule: messenger RNA, 571 nt
Organism: Ipomoea nil (Japanese morning glory)
Lineage: Eukaryota; Viridiplantae; Streptophyta; Magnoliopsida; Solanales; Convolvulaceae
Product: peroxidase 70-like
Exons: 3
Biological process (GO): response to oxidative stress
Molecular function (GO): heme binding; peroxidase activity
Source: RefSeq, a predicted model, not a curated record
UCACCAAACAACACAACACAAAACUCAAACAUAUUUGUUUUGCACUACGUUGUAGUACUUAAUUACUAGCUAGCUCAAAAUGGCUUCUAGUAGCUACUUCUUCGGCACAAUACUGUUGUUCUCUUUUGCCACAAUGUCAUUUUCCGACUCUCUUUCCCCAUUCUACUAUCAAAGAGUGUGUCCUCAAGCUUUGCCAACCAUUCAGCGCAUCGUCUUCGACGCCAUUAGACAAGAGCACCGCAUGGGUGCCUCUUUAUUACGUCUGCAUUUUCAUGAUAGUUUCGUUAACGGUUGUGAUGCAUCACUUCUACUGGAUUCUACUUCCACCGUUGACAGUGAAAAGAACUCUCUAGCCAAUGCCAAUUCUGCGCGAGGUUUUGAAGUUAUUGAUCGAAUCAAGUCUGCUGUUGAUAAAGUCUAUAAUGGUCUCGUAGUCUCUUGUGCUGACAUUUUGGCUGUUGUUGCUCGUGACUCUGUAUUCGCGUUAGGAGGUCCAUCAUGGACAGUGCAACUUGGGAGAAGGGACUCCACAACCGCAAGCAAAACUGACGCCACUACUGGAAAUUAUGGA